Molecule: messenger RNA, 5911 nt
Organism: Cavia porcellus (domestic guinea pig)
Lineage: Eukaryota; Metazoa; Chordata; Mammalia; Rodentia; Caviidae
Gene: Slc15a3
Product: solute carrier family 15 member 3
Exons: 8
Coding region: 841-2652 (603 amino acids)
Biological process (GO): dipeptide import across plasma membrane
Cellular component (GO): lysosomal membrane
Molecular function (GO): dipeptide transmembrane transporter activity
Source: RefSeq, a predicted model, not a curated record
AAAUGAAAGCGAAAGAUGGAGAAGUCCUCGGCUCUGGGGGCCGCAGGAGGGCUGGGAGGAGACUGAACAAGGGAGGAUUUUAGCAACCACGGCAGCAGCCAGCCGUGGUACAGGGCCUAAGACCCAAGACCCCACUUUCAUUUCUCCUAAACGCCAUGUGACCCAGCAGCCGGUGAAAGGGGAAGCCCAGGGUUUCUCAAGAAGCAGCAAGAAGCACAAAAACUAAACGGGAGGGACCCAGAGAGAACCCAGGGACAGGGCCACAGUGCCGGGGUCAGUGUGCAGACCAAGUGUCCUGCAGAGAGGGGACAGCAGGUAAGCCCAGCAGGAGGGAGCUGGCAAGAAGUGGAGGAGGAAGGGUCCUAGGGUGACAGAAAAGGAGGUGAAGGCAGAGAGAGGUCAGGGCCAGAGCCAGGCAGAAGGCCGAGAGGCAGGGUAGGUGGGAGGGGCCGGAGGGGCAGAGUGAGAGGGGACAGAGGACAGAGGACAGAGGGACAGGGAGGGCCUUGUCAGACCUCAAGGACAGGGGUGGGGGCAGGGGAGGCCAGGAGAAAACAGAGUAGGGCCAGGGAGAUCAGGAGAGGCCAGAGCAGGGCUGGGGAGGCCAGGGGAAGACAGAGCAGGGCCCAGGAAGGUGGGAGGUCAGGGGAGGUCCAAGCAGGUCCAGAGAGGCCAGGAGAGGACACAGGAGUGCCAGAGAAGUCCUAGAGACACCCAGGAAGACGGGGGAGGACAGGGGAAGACAGAGGAGGGCUGGGAAGGUGAAGGGAGGCCCAGGAGGACUGGCACCCCGGGGUGCCCAGAAAAGGCCGGGAGAGCUUAGGAGGCUGCUGGGCCGCAAUGCCACAGCCAGAGGAGCGACGGCCGCUAGUGGCCCACGCAUGCACAUGGCAGCGGCGCGCAGCGUGCACAGCAGUGCUGGCGGUGCAGGGCCUGGAGCGCGCUGCCUUCCUCGGUGUGGCGGCCACGCUGGUGCUGCGCCUGGGCGGCCUGGGCUGGGCGGACGCGCAGGCCUCGCUGGCCGCGCUGCUGUUCCUCGGUGCCUCCUUCAUGCUGGCGCCGCUGGGCUGCUGGGCGGCCGACGCCUACCUGGGCCGGCGCCGCGCGCUGGUGCUUAGUCUUGGCCUCUACCUGCCGGGCCUGGGGCUGCUGCUGGCCUCGGCCAGCGAGGAUGCCCGCGUGGUGCUGUGCGGGGACCUGCGUGCUGCCCCGCUGAGCCCCGCACCCGCCCACACACCUCCACCCGGCCCCUACUGCGCGGCCCCACUGUACGGCGCGCUCCUGCUACUCGCACUCGCUGCCAGCUCUGCGCGCGGAAACCUCGCAGCCUUCGGGGCGGACCAGGUGAUGGACCUGGGCCGCGACGCCACCCGUCGCUUCUUCAACUGGUUCUACUGGAGCCUCAAUGUGGGAGCUGUGUUCGCACUGCUGGUCGUGGCCUUUGUGCAGCAGAAUAUCGACUUCCUGCUGGGCUACAGCCUCCCACUGGGCUGCGCAUUCCUGGCCUUCUUUGUCUUCCUCUUCACCACCCCAGCCUUCAUCUCCAAACCCGCCCUGGGCAGCCAGGUGUCCGCCAUGCUCAAGCUUGCACUCCGAGGCUGCUGCCCCUGCUGGCGACAGCACACUGCCAGAGAUCCCCAACGUGCCCACCUGCUGCCUGAUCAAAGGGUCCUCCAGCCUGGUCCCUCCCCACAGGAGGAUGUCGCCAACUUCCAGGUUCUGGUGAAGAUCCUGCCCGUCAUGGUGACCCUGGUGCCCUACUGGAUGGUGUACUUCCAGAUGCAGUCCACCUACGUCCUGCAGGGCCUGCACCUGCACAUCCCCAGGAUCUUCCCCAACAGCCCCACCAACAUGUCUGCGGCCCUGAGCACCACGGCCUUGAGCGAUUACACAAUUCCGGAAGCCUGGCUCCUGCUGGCCAAUGUGGUGACCGUGCUCCUCCUGGUCCCCCUGAAGGACCACCUCCUGGACCCCCUGCUGCUGCGCUGCCGGCUGCUCCCCUCAGCACUGCAGAAGAUGGCUUUGGGCAUGUUCUUUGGCUUUGCCUCUGUCAUCAUCGCAGGGGUCCUGGAGAUGGAACGCUUGCGAUAUGUCCACCGCAAUGAGACUGUGCCCCAGGUGAUCGGAAACAGCAUCUACUGGGCCGCACCGCUGUCCAUCUGGUGGCAGAUCCCCCAAUACCUGCUCAUUGGCGUCAGCGAGAUUCUCGCCAGCAUCCCAGGCCUGGAGUUUGCAUACGGGGCGGCACCACGUACCAUGCAGAGCACCAUCCUGGGCAUCUUCUUCUGUCUGUCAGGCAUGGGCUCAUUGCUGGGCUCCAGCCUGGUAGCUCUGCUGUCCCUACCAGGAGGCUGGAUGUACUGCCCCACGGACCUCGGGACUGGCAGCACCUGCCGCAUGGACCGCUACUUCUUCCUGCUGGCUGGUGUCCAGGCUGCUGCAGCUGUCCUAUUCACCUGGACCGCACGGCACUAUGAGAGGACACGGCGGGUCUUGGCCCGCCAGCAUGGUCCACCCACACCCAGGCUGCCUGUGCCCCCACACCCCCCGAACCACCGUAACCCAGACACAGACAGCAGCAGGGCCGCACCACAUGGCACAUCCUCAGUUUAUUCCAGACCCAACGUGGAAGACGUUGGUUCCCAUAAAUAAGAGCCCUGCCUAGACCUCAGUCCAUGCAAGGGUGGGGGCAGGGGACCAGGCAGGAAUGCAGGUCAGUGAGCACCAGAGGGUGAGCAGGGACAGGCAGGAGUCCCUGGGUCCCGCUGGCUGGUACGUCAGGAGCUGCCCCGGAUGCGCUCCAUGUAGUUGCGGAGCUCCUCGGGGUCCUUCAGCCCCAUGUCCUCACACACCCAGCGGAUGUCUUCCUCGCCUGCCACCAGGAUGGACUGCACAGCAACGGGCUCCUCAGGCAGCUGGGCUGGGGGCACUGGUGAGAAUGUCACAAACUCCACACGCUUACGCCGUCCCCCAGCUUCCUUGCGGGUCAGGGUGCUAGUAGGGCCGGGGGUGUUCCCAGGCAGCCCAGGGACGGGGACAGGGACUGGGGUCUGGGCCUCUCCUCCCACCCCGCUUCCACAGGGGCAGCUGCCCUCCCUGCUGGGCAGCUCGGGGGCCCCGCGGUCCAGCUGGCGGCUCAGCUCUUCCUGGUCAGUGCCCAGCCACACCCAGUUGUGGGGCUGCGGGGAAGCAGGGUCGGCUGCACUGUCUGGGGGCUCCUUGCGCUGGUAGCGCAGCACAAAAACCACGCCAUUGACUAGGAAGAUGAGGAUGGCCAGGCAGAAGAUGCCCAGCAGUGCGUACAUGCCCAGCUCUAGGUCUGUGAUGCGCUGCAGGGCUGGCACCAUUUCCUCCUCUUCUUCCUGCUCCUCCUCUUCCUCCUCCUUGGCCGCUGUGUCCUCUUCUGCCUGCUCGAACUUGCCCCUCACACCCACGCCACCUGCUGCCUGCCGCUUGCCCCCAAUGCUAGCCUCAGUGGCUGGUGGGCUCCAGGCCGGGCUCGACGGGAGGGCACGUGCGGGCGUGGGUGUGGGGGGCAGACCCAGCCAGGCAGUGCCAGAGGCCAGGGGCACUCGGUGGCGGCCACGGCGGCAGGGCUCAGGCGGAUGCAGGGCCACAUGCAGGGGCAGUGCCUCAGCACCCACCCCGCUCACCAGUACCCCAAGCCAUGCGCCCUGCUCUGUGGUGGGCAGGACAGCACUGGGUUCCUCGGCUGAGACGGACAACCCCAGGUCUCGGCGGUCAUAGAGCUCAGCAGGGGCCUCAGUGUGGUCAGAGAAGGACAGCCACAGGGAAAGGGCCACUUCCUGCGGGACACACGAACACAGGCAGACACGCGAGGGCACGCACGCAUGCAUGGGAGGCCACUCCCACAUAAACAGGCCACAUGGACGCAGUAGAGAGUAGAGAAGGAACACACAGGCAAGGACAGGACACGGGGAGAGAGGGGACACAUGUCAAUCACCUGUUGGCCACAGCCCCAGGGCUGUCUGGGGGGUCCUCAGUGAGAUCACCUAAGCCACCCCACCCCAGCACACUGCAGCUGGCCGUGCAGUCCCCUCUGGACACAGCUACCUCCUGGGAAGCUGGUGCUCAUUCUGAAAGCCUUUGGGAGGGCCCAGGUACCAGGGUCCCGCUUCCCACUCUGCUCUCCCACGGCCAGGGUGGACCUCACAGCCCUAGCCCACAGCCAUCACCUGCUUCUGGCCAGGAACAGCUGACUGUGCCCAGCAGGUGGCCGUGACCUCGCCAGGGUGGGCAGUGCCCCGGCUCAAGGCCAGCGAGAUGCCCAUCACAGGCUGCACCCGCAACUCCAGCACAGACACCUUGUCGUCAGUCACAGCUAGCGCCUGCUCCCCAAGGAUGGCGCCAGACAGCGGGGACCGCACCUGGGGGGAUGGAGGAGAUGGGCGCUACUCCCUCACCUCCAGCGCUACCCGUGCCCAUUCACACCUGGGCCCAGCCCUCCAUAGACAGCCCGGCAUACCCAGAGGACCUGUCUGGGGACCUAUGCACCUGAAGCCACAACAGGCCCCUGAACCCUGCCCACGAGCAAUGGUUCCACCUGCACCUUUACACUUGCCACUCAUGCACGCUGGUGCGGCCCGUCCUCCAACCCUGCUCACCUCGAUGGCAGUGACACCGGGUUCCCGGCCCACGAGCACAGGGCCACCUUCCAGCGAGGCCACGCGCGGGUCCUGUACAUGGGCAUGCGGCAACACCAGGUCGGUCACGUCCAGCAGCCAGUCCGGGCCCAGCAGGUGCUCAAGGUGCCUGCCGUCCUGCGUGUGCGCCGCGAAGGGCGCGAGGACACGCACACUUGCUCGCUGAUAGAGUAGCCGGCAGCUCCGGGAGCGCGGCUCGGCCUCCUCGACAGCCGGAUUGGGCUCCAGCGCGCUGCGGGGGCGGGGCGUCAGUGGGCCACGCCUCUGAAGCCUUUAAUGAGGCCGCGACAGCUACUGGUGGGCGUGGCCACCCAGCCCUCAAGGACCAGCCCAGAGGACCAGGAAGGGGGCUUGGGCCCAGCCUUGUGGAGCCCAGCUUUGUGCCUGCUUAGACUCUGGGGCUGAUGCUCUGGUCAGGAAGGAAGAAGGAGGAGAGGAGAGGGGAGGGAGGUCGAGGCACCGCAACCCAGCCCACGGCACUCACCCAUCGGUGGGGCCCGGGACCCUCCAGCCCCGGACCUGCUCAAGGGUGGCAUCGCUCAGCUCGAUCCGCAGGGGCAACAGCGGGGCCCACACUGUCAGCAGCAGUGAGGCGCGCAGCCGGCGCCACCAGAAAUCCACCCGCACCCCCUUGGCACCCCGGCUCUCGGUGCCAGCCACAAACACUGUGUCACAGGCCUCGGACACCUGGGGGCAGCAACAGGCCCGAAGGACAGGAGAGAACAAGCUUGUCUUGACCCUGACCACAGCAGGGUGCCACCAGACCUGAGCCUGCUGGGGAGCCUGUUCUAGAGGGCCCAGGUUGCUGGGUAGCCUAGAUCAUCCUGUAGGGCUGGCUGGGAUCUGCAGCUCACUGCCACCUCCCGACAGGGACUGGGCCAGAAAGCCACCUGUGCUGUGACUUUACAAGACUCUAAUACUAAUAAUUAUUGCACAGGCCCUACAGUGUAACAGAGUUGUUGCUUGGCCCUUGGUAUCAGCUGGGCAUAGUCUAGGUGCUUUUAAUUCUCAUAGCCCAAAGGUACUGCCACAGUAAACUUGAGGAAACUGAGACUCAUGGAAGUUGAGACCUGCCCGCUGUCACAUAGCCACUUGGUAACAGAGAGUGCAAGCCCAGAAUGGUGGCCCACACCUGUCAUCCCAAUACACGGGGAGGCUGAGGCAGAAGGACAAGCUCAAGCCCAGCCCCGGCAACUUUAGUGACUUGGCAAGACUGUAUCUCAAAAUAAAAAUAAGACAAAGACUUA